AUGUACGCUACACACCACAGGUACCUCCUGGAUCUACGAGAUCUACCACUUCCUCUUCUUCGUCUUCGCGAUCGGCUUCUUCUUCUGGAGAAGGAUCUUGAUCUUCUAGAUCUUGAACGACGACGAGAUCUUGAGCGACGUGAUCGUCCACGUCUCCUAGAUCGAGAGCGCGACGGACUUGGUGACAUUGAGCUGCGCCUCAAGCGUCGGGAUCGUCUUCGUGAUCGGGAGAGGGAUCUUCUUGAGCUUCUUCUUCUCGAUCUGGAUCGUCGAGAUUUCAGAGACAUGCUUCGGCUGCGACUUCUUCGUCUUCUACUCCUGCUUCUACCUCUUCGUGACGAACAAGGCAUGGUUAGUAAGUAA
Cylicostephanus goldi is the source of this 363-nucleotide messenger RNA. The record is from the annotation of a GenBank genome assembly. NCBI's taxonomy places the organism in Eukaryota, Metazoa, Nematoda, Chromadorea, Rhabditida, Strongylidae.